Messenger RNA from Alternaria burnsii, 2481 nucleotides. Its product is annotated as vesicle-fusing atpase. Gene Ontology annotation, molecular function: ATP binding; ATP hydrolysis activity. Gene Ontology annotation, cellular component: Golgi stack. Bases 1 to 2481 code for a protein of 826 amino acids. The record is from RefSeq and is a predicted model, not a curated record. Lineage: Eukaryota; Fungi; Ascomycota; Dothideomycetes; Pleosporales; Pleosporaceae. The transcript has 3 exons. Gene Ontology annotation, biological process: intra-Golgi vesicle-mediated transport; SNARE complex disassembly; Golgi to plasma membrane protein transport.
AUGUUCAACCGCGACCGACUCCCAGGCCUUCCUGGAAGCUCCCCUCGGCCAGCACCACGCAACGACGGUUACGGACGGCCACCGCAACAGCAACCACCUCAAGGGCCUCCGCGCGGACAAGACACAAGAAUGGGCGGCUACGAUGACCGACAACCACAAGCCUAUGGUGCUCCACCACCAGGUGGACAGCGUAUGCCUGCAAGAGGCCCACCAGGAGGCGGCGGAGGGGCCGGGCCUGCAAGACAGUUACGGCCCAUCAAGAGCCCAGGAGGCAAUGCCUAUGCCUUUGGCAACAUUGUUGCAGUCUCGCCUCAAGACUUCCCACCAAACCCCGACGGCUCCGAUGUCUACAUCCUCGUCAACGGAAACUUCGCCCUCUCUGCUCGGCCUACACAAGGAUGCAACCCAGGCGAGAUUGGUCUCACGGAUGCACAACGAACAUGGGCUAGCAUAUCACUUGGGCCUCAGGAGCUUGUCAUGGCAGCACCUUACGACCACUUUGCUCAGAGCGGCGGAAAGUCAUACCUGGGCGCAGUUGAUGUCGAAGUCGGAUUUGCAGGGAGGAAGACCACUGAGACGCCGUAUGACCAGGACGAGCUCGCUACCAUGCUCAAGAAGAGUUUCGAGAACCAGAUCCUUGCGCCAGGCCAGCAACUCUUGAUGGAUAUCAAGAGUAUACCACUCAGGCUAUCCAUACGAACUGUCACACUUGCCGAUCUGUCCAUGGAGAAGGACGACACCAACGCGCCCUCCCUCACCGACCCGCGUGCUCGUGGAAUCCUCACCAGACAUACUCAGGUCGACUUCUUCAAGGACGCUCGAACAGACAUUAAACUAAAAGCAUCAGCGCGACGCGCAGCGGCAAACUCCAUCAUCCAGCCAGGUUUCAAGUUCGAAGAUAUGGGUAUCGGUGGCUUGGAUAAAGAGUUUGGUGCCAUCUUUCGACGAGCUUUCGCCUCCCGUAUUCUGCCUCCGGGCAUUCGCGAGAGAAUGGGUAUCGAUCACGUACGCGGUAUGCUUCUAUAUGGACCCCCUGGUACUGGUAAAACUUUGAUUGCUAGGCAAAUCGGAAAGAUGCUGAACGCCCGGGAGCCCAAGGUCAUCAAUGGCCCUGAAGUACUAAACAAGUACGUCGGAGCUUCGGAAGAAAACAUCCGAAAAAUGUUCGCCGAUGCAGAGAAAGAACAAAAGGAGAAGGGCGAUGAGAGUGGCCUUCAUAUCAUCAUCUUCGACGAACUUGACGCUGUCUGUAAGCAGAGAGGUUCUGGUGCAGGCAGCGGUACUGGCGUAGGCGACAGUGUUGUCAACCAGCUGCUAUCCAAGCUCGAUGGUGUCGAUCAGCUGCACAACAUCCUACUCAUUGGUAUGACGAACCGCAUGGACAUGAUCGAUGAGGCCCUCUUGCGUCCCGGUCGUCUCGAGGUGCAUCUGGAGAUUUCCCUGCCUGAUGAGUCUGGUCGAGCCCAGAUCCUCAAGAUCCACACUGCGAAGAUGCGCAAGAACGACGUUCUUGCGCCCGAUGUCGAUGUCGAAGAGUUGGCUAAGCUGACGAAGAACUUUUCUGGUGCUGAAAUCAAUGGUUUGGUCAGGGCUGCCACAUCAUACGCCUCCAAUCGACAUAUCAAAGACGGCACCACUGUUAAGGCAGACGUGGAAGACAUCAAAGUUAUGCGACAAGAUUUCAUGACGGCACUCGAUGACGUCAAACCGCUUUUCGGUGUCGCUGAAGAGGAACUCAGCAAGCGACUACGACACGGUAUCAUCCACUACUCGUCAUUCAUCAAUGAUAUCCUGGAGGACGGACGCCUGUAUAUCAAUCAAGUCAGGAAACCAGAAUCAUCGCCGCUACUCUCUGUUGCACUACACGGACCACCAGGUUCUGGAAAGACAGCUUUGGCUGCCAAAAUGGCCAUUGAUUCAGGCUACCCGUUCAUCAAGUUGAUUUCAGCUGAAGAUAUGAUUGGCUACAGUGAAAUGCAAAAGGUUGGGCAGCUCGACAAGGUGUUCCGAGAUGCAUACAAGAGUCCAUUGAGCGUUAUCGUCAUUGACUCAAUUGAGCUUUUGUUGGAUUGGGUACCAAUUGGUCCCAGGUUCAGUAACACGGUUCUGGCUGCUUUGAAGGUCCUGCUUGGCAAGGAGCCACCAAAGGACCGUCGCUUACUUAUUUUCGCGACAACAACCGAACGAUCGGUACUUACACAGCUCGAUCUCUUCGCCAGAUUCGAUGCCGAAAUCGCAGUCCCGAACGUGAACACACAAAAGGAGCUCGCCAAUGUCCUGCAAGAAUCCGGUGCCUUCUCUGAUUCCGAUCAACAGCGUGCCAUCAGUGAGAUACAGGAGAUGACAGGUAACACUGAAAUCGGGGUCGGUAUCAAGAAGAUCCUCACCGGUAUUGAGACCGCGAAGCAAGACCAGGAUGUACCUGGCCGUUUCGCUCGCGUCAUGUCUCGUGCUAUUGCUGCGAACCGGGGUUCGAUUUAG